Molecule: messenger RNA, 619 nt
Organism: Chlorella variabilis
Lineage: Eukaryota; Viridiplantae; Chlorophyta; Trebouxiophyceae; Chlorellales; Chlorellaceae
Exons: 8
Coding region: 23-472 (149 amino acids)
Molecular function (GO): calcium ion binding; enzyme regulator activity
Source: RefSeq, a predicted model, not a curated record
GAGCGACACCCGACGUGUCAACAUGGCGCAGCAGCUGUCAGACGAGCAGGUCGCGGAAUUCAAGGAAGCUUUUUCCCUGUUCGACAAGGACGGCGAUGGCACCAUCACCACCAAGGAGCUGGGCACCGUGAUGCGGUCGCUGGGCCAGAACCCCACCGAGGCGGAGCUGCAGGACAUGAUCAAUGAGGUGGAUGCGGACGGCAAUGGAACCAUCGACUUCCCAGAGUUCAUCCAGCUCAUGGCCCGCAAGAUGAAGGACACCGACAGCGAGGCGGAGCUGAUGGAGGCGUUCAAGGUGUUUGACAAGGACGGCAACGGCUUCAUUAGCGCGGCAGAGCUGCGGCACGUGAUGACCAACUUGGGCGAGAAGCUGACUGAAGAGGAGGUGGAUGAGAUGAUUCGGGAGGCAGACACCGACGGCGACGGCCAGGUGGACUACAACGAGUUUGUCAAGAUGAUGCUGUCCAAGUGAACGGCUGGCAACCCUCCCUCCCGUGCACCGAUGCGCCGCAUACAUGGCGCUGGCAAGCCGGCCCGCCUGGACCCUUUUCAACGCUCUAGCCCCAAUCAGCUUACUCUGUGCUACGCCUCUCUGACCUAUGUGUAACUAUGCGCCAAG